Camellia sinensis is the source of this 2585-nucleotide messenger RNA. Lineage: Eukaryota; Viridiplantae; Streptophyta; Magnoliopsida; Ericales; Theaceae. The record is from RefSeq and is a predicted model, not a curated record.
UAAAACAGAUUCAACAAGAUUCCAGAUUGGCUUAUGUGCUUCUAGUUUGAAGUCUCAAGUAUGGGGCCUAGUUGUAUGCUUUUUUAAUUUAGGGGAUCAAGGUGAUACUUGACAAUAGUUCAUUGGAUUUUUGUGUAAUUAAUUCAUUGUGUAAACAUUGGAAACAAGAACAGAUUAAGAAUACAACUGAUAGGCCUUAAAAUCACUUAAUUUACCUAAAAAAAUGUUGAGGGAAUUGAAAUUAAAUAGCAUUGCCAAGUUGUAGACCAUUGGAAGUGAUAUAGACUGGUACAAAAUUGUUACGGAAUAAUAUUUGACCUUUAUAAAGUAUUUGUGGUGAUUAUUUAUUAUUAAUUUUUCAACAAAUAAUUAUGUUAUGUCGACCAAAUUGUGAAUCAUAAGCUUUGUUGGCGAUGAUCGUUUGUUUCCUUAUGGCUUGAAAUGAUUCAAUUAUUUUAUUACAUGUAGGAUAAAACGAACUAUGACUAAGAAAAGAGAUCGAUUUUGGGAGUACGUGGAGGAUUUAAAAGGUCGUUUUAAGUGUAACUUUUGUCAAAAAGAAUUUGCUGGAGGGAUAUCAAGAAUCAAAUCACAUUUGUCUGGUAAAGAAGGUUGUGACAUUGAAAUUUGUUUAAAAGUGCUUGAUAAUGUUCAAGUCGAGGCUUGUCAAGCAAUUGGCUCUCCUUGCAAGAAAGGUAAGAACAUUGCAGUUUCAAUUAGUGGUGUUGGGGGUGGAAUUAAUUCAACAUCGACAACAUCCAUGAAUGACAACGAUGCGGUCGACAAAAAGUUCAUUAAAUUCAUUCUUUUAAAUAACAUUUCUGUGGAUGUUAUUUGAUCACAAGCUUUCAUCGACUUCGUGAAAGGGGUUAGUCAAUUUGGCCCCGAUUUUGAACUGCCAAACUUAGUUCAUCAAGCCAAGUUAGUCUUGGAUUAUGAUAGGGCAAUUUUGUGGUAUGUUCGCAAUGCUAAGGAAUCUUGGGUUGUAACAGGUUGUACAUUGAUGGUUGAUAUAGAGAAUGGCGAUGAACAUUCAUAUGUUAAUGUUUUUUCAUAUUGUCCAAAAGGUGUAGUGUUUUUAAAGUCAUCGGUAACCUCAAGGGAUGGGAUGACCUGGAUUUAUCUUAAAGACAUUAUGUCUUCUACAAUUGAUGAAAUUGGGGUCAACAAGGUUCUACAACUUAUCGUUGACAACGAUGAAGGUUUUGAGUUAACCGCAUACAUGCUUUUAGAGUAUUCUCAGGUGUACAUAACUAGAUGUGCAAUUCAUGGCAUUCAAUCACUUUUAAUGGAUUUAUUUUCAAAAGUUGAUUGGUUUCGAAGGAUUACCAUGGCUGGAAAAAUGAUUCUCUCUUAUAUACAUAAGCGCGGUAUCAAUCUGUCUUUUCAAAUACAAAAACACACAAGAUACAAGAAAUUUGAACAUCCUUGUCUAGCUAGAUUUGCCUCUAACUUCUUGUUGCUCCACUCAAUUUUAGAAUUUGAAACUGAAUUGAAGGACUUACAUUACUAGAUUCAUCUUUAGAUUGCAAAAGCUUGGAUUUUAAUAUGCAAGAGUUGGCGAAGUGGGUUGCCAAUGUCAUUGAGACCACACCAUUCUGGACAUUAGUGAAAGAGGUAUUACAUAUUGUCGAUAUCCUGUUUCAAGUUCUCCAAUUAGUUAGUGGUGAUGCUCCUACUUCAGGCUACUUAUAUGAAGCAAUGAAAAAGGCAAGCACUGAAAUUAGGCAAUGUUGUAAUGAAGAUCAAGCCAAAUACAAGCUAAUUCUAGAAUUGUUUGAAGAAAGAAAAAUGAAUGAUAGAAUUCAUCCAAUACAUGCAGCUGCAGCCUUUUUAAACCCUGACAACAUGUGUAAUGAGAACUUUGUGGAGGAUCUUGAAAUGAAAGAAGGCAUAAGCUUUAUUGAGGAUAACUUGGUCGCUGCAAGUGAAAGACAAGCUUUUGCAGAACAGGUACAAUUGUAUCACCCGAAAGCACCAAAUGUUUUCACAACUACAGCAUUAAAGAUGUCAAAAACAUCACAUCCGCGUUUAUGGUGGCAUUAUUGUGGUGAGCAUCUACCAGUAUUGAAAAAAUAUGCUGUACGAAUUUUGAGCCAACCUUGUAGCUCGUCAUGCAAGAUAAAAAAAGUUGAUGCCCAAGACAGAUGAUGACUAUACACGGAUGAAUAUAUUGAUGAUGGAAAAAUUUAGUGGGACAAAAGCCCAAGACUUGGAGGCUAUUGACCUUGGCAAACUCAUUGGGCUUCCUGAAUAUGUCGAUCAUCAAGAUUUGGAUUAUUGUCCAAACUUUGAAUCAAUUUCUGAGAUAGCGGAGAAUGACAUGAUUGAUGAUCCACUCCGUUUAUGGCUACAGAAUGAGGUUGAUUUCAUAAAUUGGAACAUAACUCCAGAACAUGUAUUUUUAGUGUUUGAAGUAAUUUAGACAGAAGGGUUAUUCUUGGCUUCUUCUUCUUUAUUUUUUAAUUAUUUAUUUGGUAGAUGAACAUGGAUGAUCCUUGCUAAUUUGAAAUGUUUCUUGGAAGUAGAUUAAUUUUUUGGAGAUCUUAUUAUCUUGUGAUAUUAAGAAGUUGGAAUUUGAUUUA